Messenger RNA from Hyaloscypha bicolor E, 1788 nucleotides. Its product is annotated as putative lysosomal cobalamin transporter. The transcript has 2 exons. Gene Ontology annotation, cellular component: vacuolar membrane. The record is from RefSeq and is a predicted model, not a curated record. NCBI's taxonomy places the organism in Eukaryota, Fungi, Ascomycota, Leotiomycetes, Helotiales, Hyaloscyphaceae. Gene Ontology annotation, biological process: protein localization to vacuole. Bases 1 to 1788 code for a protein of 595 amino acids.
AUGGCGCUCAUUCAAACCGCCUUCAUAUGGGUCGCAUAUGCAGUGGCCUUAGGAGUCGUGGCGCUCAUCGCAGCCAUUUUCACAUACAUAUACCAAACUCCUCGAGACCGAUCCGCCUUGGUCUCAACCGUUACAAUCAUCACAUUAACCUCCUUGCUGGCCACGGUCUUACUCUUGCCCGUUGAUAUUGCCUUGGUCAGCUCGACCACCUCGAAGUUAGGAGCAAAGAAAGAUUGGGCAACACCGGAAACAGUUCAUCACCUAUUGUUGACACUCAAGAUUGUCUACUAUGCACUUUACAGUCUGGAUGCCGUUCUUUGCCUGCUGGUCGUUCCCUUCACAUAUUUCUUGUAUGAGGAAUAUGAUGAUGUGGAAACAGAAGAGGGCAAUCAGACCUUUAGCAAAAGAUUCUUGGGAGCGUUGAAAUAUACUUUGAUAUUUGUCGCUCUAGUUGUGAUCUUAUUCCUCGUUGGAUUCUUCGUACCAGUCGCGAGAAAUCGAGCAGGAGGCCAUUUUGAUCUCGAUUACUUCAAACGUCUCUUGGCGGAGAAUCAAGGGGAGCGGGCUCUGACCUUUGCUCUCGGUCUACUAAUUUCACUGGGUACUCUACUGUACAUCCUUUACACAGCGGCAGGAUUUGCACUUCUGCCAAUAUCUUUCAUCAAAUCCGCACCCUCUAUCAGCGCCCCUCAGCUAUCAGAGACUACCGCUACAGCAUUGGAGCAGAACCGAGAAAGACAACGUCAGAUCGAAGGUCGUAAUGCAGGCCGAGAGGUAGGCAUGCCACCCAAGGACCAGCGCGAACUAGAGGCCUUAGUUCGUGAGGAGAGGACUCUGGUUAGACGAGAACGACUCGCAGCAGAAGCUCAAGGAGAAGGAAAGAGUUUCAUUGUGAAGGCGUGGACUAAAGUCUGCGCCAUUUUCAGACCACUCAAACUCAUUGGUGGAAUCCUCCUCCUAUCACUCUCCGUAAUAAUAUGGGUGUCGAUGUUGAUCACCGGCAUUGACAAAGCGAAGAACUCGAUCUGCAAAGAGCAUUGUGGUUACAUUUUGGGCAGCAUCAACGUCUUCCAACCCGUCAAUUGGGUCUUCGUCCAAGCCUCGAGAGUGUUCCCGGUUGAUUAUGUCUUGAUGGCGCUUCUGGUCCUAUUCUUCUUCAGCAGCUCAGUGGCCGGAAUUGCCAGCAUUGGAAUUCGAUUCCUCUGGGUGAAACUCUUCGAGAUCCGGAAGGGUCACACCACACCUCAAGCUAUGCUUGUCGUGACUGUGAUGCUGACGUUAAUCAUGCUUGCAAUCAAUUACUCGAUUGCAAUGAUGGUGGCUCCUCAGUACGCCACUUAUGGCGCCCAGAAAUUCUGUAGCAAUGCUCCCAAACAUCCAGGCGAGCAACCGGAUUGCACGAACCUCCCCGACCUCGUCAAGUUUUGUUCGGAGCUUUCGAAAGACCAUGCCUCUAAGGAUGUCUGCACACCUAGUGUGGUGUCCACCUUCCUCAACCGGGUCACAUUCAACUUCCCUUUUUUUGGCGCCCUUACUUUCUGGGCACAGUUUGUUUUCAUGGGAGUGUUCUUGAUCGUAUUCCUCCUCUCGUUGUUCAGGACUCCGAAACUCAAUCUGAGCGAAAUGGAUGAGGACGCUGAAGCUGAUGAGGAGGAGGGACUUCUUGCCAGCACUGGUCGCCGCUUUGGAGCUACUUGGCAAGAUAUUCGUGGAAAGGCUAAGAAGCCAACCGGAGGCGCAGCUGGGCGAGGAAUCCGGGGCGAUGAUUCUCAUGCAGAAGAGGACUGA